UUUUUUUUUUUUUUUUUUUUACAACAAAUCCUUUAAUCAAUCCAUGACGAAAAAGAAUCCAAAGCGCUCGUUACAAAGAAAAGAGCAAUCAGAAAGAGACAAGGCCAAGCAUUUAUGCGACACUUCGGUGUAUGGACAAGUAGCGGCUUUUCAACAAUUGUUAGGACUUGUGCAGAGACAAGGCAUGCAUGGCCAGUAUAUCCCCAUCCCCUUUGAAUUAAUUGACUUGACGGCAUCGUUUAUUGCUAGCCUGAUUAGUGGUAGUGAUUUCAUCUUGGUCACACCACCGUUGGGAGAUAGUCUUCAAGCGUUUCGAGAAAACGUAAACUUUAUCAAAAAGACACUCUCCAAGGCCCAAAUAUCCUGCUCGUCCUUGAUCUGCAGUCUAUGGUACAUUGAUCAAUAUUUUCAGCACACCACCGAUAUCAUAAAACACGCUUGGAAUCCCCGCGACCUGUUUAUCGCUAGUAUCGUAGUCGCCGAUAAAUACCUUGCCGAUGUAACAUGGUUGAACCUGGACUGGUCAGAAUGGACCCAUUUUACUUACUCCACUGCACAAAUCAAUAAGCUCGAAAAGCGUUUCUUGAGCGACAUGAAUUUUAACCUCUAUAUAUCCAAUGUAAAUUACACCAAUUUUACCAGCUACCUAGAAUUCCGCCUUCAUACACGCCAACUCUUGCUCUGUGGGAACGUCUCCUACCGUGACAUGGAUGUGCUCAGCCAGGCACUGAACCCAGAAUACGUGGCUCGUUUAGGUCUUAACCUAAGACCGUUCCAGGCCAUGCUCUUAAUUCUAAAACAAGCACUCUCUAUCUUAGUCAUGUAUGCUGCUACCUUGGCUACCCUCGUUUCAGCAGGCUUUUAUAUCAUACAACAACAAUCCGAUGCAUUCAUUGUCUAUGAGAAUGAGUGUCUUUUCAUUUCGCCGGUUGCUCCUCCUGGUGGUGGUGGUGGUGGUGGUGUUGCCAUGGUAGCGGUUGCCGCUUAA
This is a messenger RNA of Mucor mucedo, 988 nucleotides long. RefSeq lists its product as uncharacterized. The transcript has 4 exons. Gene Ontology annotation, molecular function: protein kinase binding; cyclin-dependent protein serine/threonine kinase regulator activity. The record is from RefSeq and is a predicted model, not a curated record. Gene Ontology annotation, biological process: regulation of cyclin-dependent protein serine/threonine kinase activity. The coding region runs from base 44 to 988 and encodes 314 amino acids. NCBI's taxonomy places the organism in Eukaryota, Fungi, Mucoromycota, Mucoromycetes, Mucorales, Mucoraceae. Gene Ontology annotation, cellular component: cyclin-dependent protein kinase holoenzyme complex; nucleus.